AUGGACAAUCUGUCAGAUGCUGAACGACAACACAUUCAGAAUGUACUUGAGAGGGCUGAUAGUCGCACUCCAUACACGAUUAAAGUACCGUUGUCACAUCAGCUGACUGCACGUACUGAGUCGUUCCAAUCGUCCGAUGCCAUCUCAAUCGCUGUUUCGCGAAAUUCACUAGACGACGGCAUCGAUGCGCAGAUUCAGUCUCUUGACGACGCCAUUCGAAGAAUGUCGGCGGGACCCGCCGAGAGCUCUCAAAGUCCUCCUCAGGACCUGCCGAAGCCGCCGAAGACCGAAGAAGUGGGUGAAGCGUUGGACGCCACAACAGCGGCUUCGAGGGAAAUAGAAGCGGCAAAGUCUGCAUCUCCAGAAGCUCCUUUGCCAUCCACGUCCUCAUACGAGGGAUUUGGAUCAUUUUUGAGAAAAGCAAGCUCAGCAAUCUUCCAUGCAGCUGAUAUCUGGAGUAAAGAGCCAGCUAGCGAAACACGAUCGCCAUCUCCUUCAGCGGCAUCUGCUUCGAACAUGGAGGAGAUCGAGCAAAUUCAAAAACAGGCCAAGUUGGCUGAAAGAGGGGCAGAUGGCGGUCGUGCUCUCCACCCCGCUACCUCCGAUAGCCUCCAGGCUAGAAAAACCGAUUACGGCAAGGCCCUAGGGACUGAUUCAAGGACAGCAGUCAAAAGUGGAGGGGAAAGCGAGUUGACGUUCGAAGAGCUGGAACACAUAAGAAGGGUCAGUGAAUUGGCUGAGAAGGAUUUCACGAUGAUGUCCGGCAGAGCUGAACCUCCAAAGAGCCCUAGGCCAACAGAAGCCGGGAAGCAAGGUGGAGGCGAACUCACGCAGGAUGAACUAGACCACAUUAACCGCGUCGCUCAAAUGGCCAUGCACGAUGAAGGGCGAGCUGCGCCUGCUAAGGGAAGCCAAACCGCUUCAGUUGCCUCUCCUUCUAGUUCAUUGCUUUCUGCCGAUGAGCUGCACGAACGCCGGUCUGUCUCUGAUGUUUCUCCAUCGUCGUCUUUCAUGUUCUCCAUGAAACGCUUCUCUGGAUUUGGAUUGCAAUCCUUGAAGAAUGUCGUGUACGGAGCUGAAGAACCAAAAAGUCCCGUCCCAGAUGUAGCUGGUGGUACAACCAAGGUACUAGUGGAACCGCAGAUUGCUCCUCCUCAGCCAUCGGUGGAACCCCACGAUGUCCAUCAAGAAGAGCUGAAAGGAUCUUCCGACGCUCGUCGAGAACAACUUGGCCAAACUGACGCCGUGGGUCUUCCACCGCCCCCAACGCAGGAGCCUCCCAUGUUGUCCCAAGAGGAGCUCGAUCAUAUUAACAGAAUCACUCAAAGAGCGAUGGAGCAGGAGAGAAAACAGUACGAGGAACGUCCUCAGGCUGCACCCUCAACGUCAACUUCAAUAUUUGGGGCAAAAUCCCUUACCGGAUUCGGCUUUAAAGCCUUCAAAGGUGUCAUGCAUAAGGCCGAAGAAGCUCGAACGGCGUUAGAAGAUUUAACGGUGAAGCAGGAAGUUCACCCGUCACCUGCUGCUGUUCAGGCAGAACCACCGCAGCUCACCCAAGAGGAGCUGGACCAUAUCAACAGAAUCAAUCAAAUGGCGGCAGCAAGUGAAGAAGUCCAUGGACCACCUUCUGUUCCCAAACAGGAGCCUCCCGAGCUUACCCAAGAAGAGCUAGACCACAUUAACAGAGUGGCCCAAAUGGCGAUGGAGACUGAAUCAUGGCAAGAAACUCGUCCUAAACCUCCUGUUCCCGAGCAUCCACCAGAAAUCACUCAAGAAGAGCUGGACCAUAUCCGCAGAAUUAAUGAAAUGGCAGCGAGAGAAGAAAGCAGGGAGGGGCUUCGUCAACGGUCCUCUGUCACAUCUCCUCGACGUGACGGACCGGAACGAAAAGAGUCGGAGAGGCCCUCAGAGCCUCUAGCUGAGCCUCGACCUCCUCAAUCACAUUUGGCUGAACCAGUGAAAGAACAUGAACCACAUUCUCCUACUUCCAUAUUCGACGCGAAAUCCAUCACUGGAUUUGGUUUCAAAGCUUUCAAAGGCGUCAUGCAAAAGGCAGAGGGUGCACGAACGGCCUUUGAAGACUUAACGAUGAGACAAGACGCCCGUAUACCGCCGCCACCUGAGGAGGUACCCUCGCAGCUAACCCAAGAGGAGCUGGACCACAUCAACAGAAUCAACCAGAUGGCCAUGGAGGGGGAAGAAAAGGUUCAAGCUCAGCAGCAACCAUCAGUUUCGCCAUUUGAGCGAACUGAACUUACUCAAGAAGAACUGGACCACAUCAAUCGAAUUGCUCAGAUGGCGAAAGAAGAAGAAAGCCAUCGAGAACUCCCCCCGAAAGUAACGGAUAGAAAUGUGUCGCAGAUAGGUAGACCCCCUUCUGAGCCUCAACCACCUCUGGAGGCGCCAAGAGAAGAACUGCCACCUGCUUCACCUCGUGCUUCUGUUUCACUUUUUGAUACAAAAUCUUUCACUGGGUUCGGUAUGAAAGCCUUCAAAGGCGUAAUACAGAAGGCAGAAGAAGCCCGGACCGCAUUCGAAGACCUGACGACAAAGCAAGAAACUCCUUCCCCACUUCCUCCCCCUGUGGAGGAACCGGCCGGUCUCACUCAGGAAGAACUCGACCACAUAAAUAGAAUCAACCAGAUGGCUCUGCAAGAUGGUGGCGCACAACAGGGUCGUCUUUCUCCCAUGGCUGUCGCUAGUGGAGCUCCAGAGCUGACUCAAGAAGAGUUAGACCACAUCAAUAGAAUCACCCAAAUGGCUAUGGAGGAGGAUAUCAGGCUUCAGGAAGUUGAAGGCGAGGAGUCCAUGUAUGACGAGGAAUCGCUGAGCGAAGACGUAUCGGACGAGCAAUCCACAGAAACCGAGAUGGCUUCAGAGGGAUCCGUUGAGGAGGACCAACCAAGUCCAUCUCUUUUGGACUCUUCUAUCUUCAGUACCAAAACUCUUACAGGUUUUGGUAUCAAAGCUUUCAAAGGAGUUAUGCAGAAAGCGGAAGAAGCCCGGACAACCUUUGAAGAUUUGGCGACAAAGCGGGACGCUCACUCACCACCAUCAUCUCUUCCUGCGGAGGUAGCUUCAGAGCUUACUCAAGAGGAGCUAGACCACAUCAAUAGAAUAAACCAGAUGGCCAUGGAGGAUGAGACAGUGCGAGAGGCUCGGCAGCAGCUCCCAGUUUCACCAUUUGAACCCACUCAAGAGGAGCUCGAUCACAUCAACAGAGUCGCUCUGAUGGACGAAAGAAGAGGACGGCAGGCAAGGAGGUCGCCAACAGCCUCCUAUUCCCCAGGAACAAGCUGA
Molecule: messenger RNA, 3300 nt
Organism: Cooperia oncophora
Lineage: Eukaryota; Metazoa; Nematoda; Chromadorea; Rhabditida; Trichostrongylidae
Source: the annotation of a GenBank genome assembly